GCCGCCCCGGCCCUGGGGCUUCCUCGCCGGGUCGCUUCCACGCUUCGGCGGCGGGUGGGGGCCGCAGUAAACCUUGACAAAGCUAUGGGGAGUUUCUGGGGUCCCAAACAGGCUGGGGUCACAAUGGCAGCGAGGCAAAUUCACAUUUCCUACGCAACAUGCGUCCCAGUCAGCCUGUGCCCCACCCCCAGCCCGUAUGGCGCUCGGGGAGAAGCAGCAAAGGCGCCUCCGCGGGGCCCAGGCGGCAGGCAGGGUCAGCACAGAGGAGGAGGAGACGGGCCGGCCGGACACGGCGCUCUCGGCCUCCUAGGCAGAGCAGGCCCCGGCCUCGGCACUCAUCUGCCCGCUCAGCUGGUGCUCUUGUGCAGUGAGCAACAGGAGCAGCGCUUUCACAGAAGGGAGCGAAGCGCCCGCCGCAGGGAGCCGUGUUAUGACACCGUCACAGGAGAAGAGAGGAGAGCAUGUGACAGUAUGCCUAUAUUCCCCGCUGAGCCAAUCUUCGCUCAAGUUCACUACUUAGCACGACCACAAGCAGAGGUUGUUCUGUGCAAAAAUGAAGGAAAAGGAGGAAUUUCACAACCGGAAGCAGUGGAAGGAUUGAAGGAGUGGAUGAGAGACGGCAGACCACCGGUGACCACGGUGGGGUCCUUGCCAUCCUCCCACGCCAGUGGAGGAAAGAGGGGCAGAGCCCCAUGGAGCUCAGACGGGGACCACACUUGCCCAGUGUUACACAGCUGGCAAGCAGGGAUUAGAAUGCCGACCCACAUCCCUUGCCCAGCCACGGAGUUCCUCGCCAUUAUUCACCACCUCAGAGGCACCCAGAAGGAGAUAAUCAAAGAAAUCCUACCAGAUUUUUCCUACUAUGGCAGAAUCCUUUGCCUGUCGACCUGCCUGGAGAGCAUAACCUUGCUUUCAGCCUGUGACCUUCCUCCCCGGCUGUCCUCCAUCCUGAAGAUCUGAGGUUUACACUGUCCUUCUUAAUGUUUCGCCCCCCAAUACUGACAUCCUGGGCUGGGCUCCUUAUGAGCAUUUGCUUGCUGGGUAGUUGCUGGUUAAUUCACUAGUGUCUUCACCUUGUAACUUGUGAUGCUUGCAUGAUUCACAACAAGCACCAGGCUGAACUUGUGCCAUCCAUCAUGUGCAGCUGGCCUCCUGGGUGCGUUUCUCCCAGCUAUAAGCUCAUGGUGCUGUCUCCUGAUGGCUUCUGUCCCUAGAGCUGUUCCUGAUGACUGCUGGCCCCGAGGCUAUCGCCUAAUGACUUUGUUCCCUGAGGCUGUCCUCAACUGCGGCUGUCCCUGGGGCUGCUCCCAGAAUUCUGGGUGAUACUCCGCUAAGGAGGAUUAGGCAAUCAAGCCACAGAAUUAUAGGCUGGAGAAGGAAGGAAGCUCUGAGUGGGAAGAGGACUUGGUAGUGCAGUGACAACGCAUCUCUGUUUGUUGAAGACACCCCCACUUGUCUAUGGUACCAGUAUGAUUUUUACAAAAUCCUCUCACUCUCGAGCACUGCCUCAGGGUGGUUGAUAAAUUAUGCAUGAUCACCCUACUUUAGGGGUCACCUAAAGUGGAUUGAGCUCAACCCUGACAAUCUUUUCUUCCUAUAGAUAUUCUUGCUGUUUGAUGUACAAAACAAAAAAGAGAGAUGUUCUAGAAAAGGGGUGGAAGAGGUUGAAGCCCCCCCAUUAUCACUCCCGGCCCCACCCACCUGCUAUGACAGUCCCUCCGCCAGCCAGUGGGAGCCUUAGAUCUCAGCGCGUCACCUAGGAUACCUCCUGUUCUGACAGACACAGAAACUGGGGUUAAGGGGCUCAUGAAGGUCAUACCACUGGGUUAGUAUAGAAGAGCCUGACUAGAACGCAGAUAUGCAAAACCCACCGCGAAUUCUCCAUCAUACCAAAACUCCUCCCCACUUACCAAAUGGUUUUAAGACGAAGAAGCCAAGUGCUGAAUACUGUGCGAGCUAGCCACAUGUGUGUGUAUAAUUUUUUCUUAGAAGAUAUAUCUCUCUUCUUGUACACACUUUCUUGGUGUGACUUGUUUUGCUUACCAAAACGACCCCCAGUUCCAUCCAUGUUACUGCAGACAGCAGGGUUUUUCCUUUCUAUGGCUGAAUAGUAUUCCACUGUAUAAAUA
Molecule: messenger RNA, 2129 nt
Organism: Chinchilla lanigera (long-tailed chinchilla)
Lineage: Eukaryota; Metazoa; Chordata; Mammalia; Rodentia; Chinchillidae
Source: RefSeq, a predicted model, not a curated record